CUCCUUAUGGCGGACAUCAUCAAAGACAGGGUUUACAUUCCGAGCGCAGCAUUUAUUUUUCCCAUCACUCCAGGCUUCGUCGGCCAGCCUGUACGCAUCUCGUCCCCGACACCGACAGGUCAGGGCUCGACGUCGACGAAAAAGUCUCGAAACGCUAAGAUCAAGGAUGAGAACAAGAUCAGAGAAAAAUUAUCUGGCGAUGACGGCUGUUUCCUCACUGGCUAUGCCUGCCUUUCUCUCGAAGUAGCUCAUCUUGUCAACGCUGUCCAGAAGAAGGGCAACAAGGCCCGGCUUGACAAAGUGAUCUACUAUUUAGUCGAUGUGCUGGGCAUCGUCCGCAAGAAAGCGGGAUUUAACCUCGAAGCAGCGGAAAACCUCGUUUAUUUACGUCCCACCUAUCACCGACACCUCGACUUAUAUGCUACGUUCGCCAUCACGUUGAGCGAGGACUCGCUGAAACUUGUGAUUCAAGAGUUGAAAGAUGUUAACGAGGGAUGGGCGGCAAUGACGUUGCACAACGAGCACCGUCUGACCGUCAGAAGCUUCAGCUGGCUCCGCCCAGGCCUGUAUCAACCAACAUACGACAUCAUCUUGCUCCAUCCUUCGUUCUUCCUCUUGCCCGACCAACCACUAAUAGCCCUCAAACAGCGCGAGCCGCGAGUGUAUGGUCUCUGGCAGGUUAUCGACGGCGAACUUCGUCAAGCACUCGACUCCGAUCCCUACCCUCCCUUUUCCCGUACCUUCCGCGCAGAUUCGGAUGAUGACGUCAAUCCUUUCCUUCUGAUCCUCAACGCAGGGUCCAAACUCGAAAAUCACCAAAAGAAAUUCGGGCUUGGCGCUCUGACCGGACGCCAGCGCAAGCUGGCCGACCUCACCCUCGAGGCUUACGAGUUAAUAUACUACCGCCCUCCAAUGUUUACAGAACGACUACAGAUGUUCGGUAGGACUGACUUUUCGACCACACCUCCUCUUCCCACUCCGGCGGGCACCUCCGGACAGUCGACCGCUGUAUCUCGACAAGCGCACGAAAAUGACGGCACGGCGCUCGGUACCGAGGAUGGGAGUGAUUCGAUGGUGGAGGAUGGGACGGAGGUGGAUGAGAUGGAUGAGGACGACGAGGAGAGUGACAGCGGUUCAGAGAGCGAUAGCGAGGGACUCUGUGCGGAAGAGGAGGAUAAUAUUUUGGCCAAAUUUGCAGACCCCGCCACUACACUUGACGAGAGAAAGGAGCUGGGUGCCCUUUUCCUUCGCGGCGGUAGACCCUACCGCCCCUUUCCCUUGGUCCCUGGAAUGCCGGUUCCUGAAGAGCGUGCGCGUUUCCCAGUUCCACUUCCCUUCCACCAUCGUCCUCCCCUCCUUACGCUCCUGAUGGCGGACAUCAUCAAAGACAGGGUUUACAUUCCGAGCGCAGCAUCUAUCUUUCCCAACACGCCAGGCUUCGUCGGCCAGCCUGUUCGCAUUUCGUCCCCGACACCGACAGGUCAGGGCUCGACGUCGACAAAAAAGUCUCGAAACGCUAAGAUCAAGGAUGAGAACAAGAUCAGAGAAAAAUUAUCUGGCGAUGACGGCUGUUUCCUCACUGGCUAUGCCUGCCUUUCUCUCGAAGUAGCUCAUCUUGUCAACGCUGUCCAGAAGAAGGGCAACAAGGCCCGGCUUGACAAAGUGAUCUACUAUUUAGUCGAUGUGCUGGGCAUCGUUCGCAAGAAAGCAGGAUUUAACCUCGAAGCAGCGGAAAACCUCGUUUAUUUACGUCCCACCUAUCACCGACACCUCGACUUAUACGCUACGUUCGCCAUCACGUUGAGCGAGGACUCGCUGAAACUUGUGAUUCAAGAGUUGAAAGAUGCUAACGCAGAGUGGGCAGAAAGGACGCGUCUCGAGCACGGUCUGUCCGUCAGAAUCUUCAGAUGGCUCCGCGCAGGCCUGUAUAAACCAACAUACGACAUCAUCUUGCUCCAUCCUUCGUUCUUCCUCUUACCCGACCAGCCCCUAAUUGCACUCAAACAGCGCGAGCCGCGAGUGUAUGGUCUCUGGCAGGUUAUCGACGGCGAACUACGUCAAGCACUCGACUCCGACCCCUACCCUCCCUUUUCCCGUACCUUCCGCGCAGAUUCGGAUGAUGACGUCAAUCCUUUCCUUCUGAUCCUCAACGCAGGGUCCAAACUCGAAAAUCACCAAAAGAAAUUCGGGCUCAGCGCUCUGACGGGGCGCCAGCGCAAGCUGGCCGACCUCAGCCUCGAGGCUUACGAGUUAAUAUACUACCGCCCUCCAAUGUUUACAGAACGACUACAAAUGUUCGGUAGGACUGAUUUUUCGACCACACCUCCUCUUCCCACUCCGGCGGGCACCUCCGGACAGUCGACCGCCGUAUCUCGACAAGCGCACGAAAAUGGCGGCACGGCCCUCGGUACCGAGGAUGGGAGUGAUUCGAUGGUGGAGGAUGGGAUGGAGGCGGAUGAGAUGGAUGAGGACGAUGAGGAGAGUGACAGCGGUUCAGAGAGCGAUAGCGAGGGACUCUGUGCGGAAGAGGAGGAUAAUAUUUUGGCCAAAUUUGCAGACCCCGCCACUACACUUGACGAGAGAAAGGAGCUGGGUGCCCUUUUCCUUCGCGGCGGUAGACCCUACCUCCCCUUUCCCUUGGUCCCUGGAAUGCCGGUUCCUGAAGAGCGUAGUCUAUUUGAAGGUCGAGGGGAAGGAUCGUAGUGAUGUUUCUGUUCGUUGCGCUAGUCAUUCGUUUCGCCUUCUGCACGCUGUCCGAACCAUAUGUAUUUUUUGAACGGACCCUCUCCUAGUAAUUCUCUCAGUCCAUCUACUUAUCGCCUCUGUAUUUCUUAUGUACGACUACCAUAAAGCAUACGAAGAACUUUGUAAUUCAAAUCGGGGACAAAC
This is a messenger RNA of Stereum hirsutum FP-91666 SS1, 2889 nucleotides long. RefSeq lists its product as uncharacterized. Bases 7 to 2703 code for a protein of 898 amino acids. Lineage: Eukaryota; Fungi; Basidiomycota; Agaricomycetes; Russulales; Stereaceae. The transcript is spliced from 10 exons. The record is from RefSeq and is a predicted model, not a curated record.